Messenger RNA from Saitoella complicata NRRL Y-17804, 369 nucleotides. RefSeq lists its product as uncharacterized. The coding region runs from base 1 to 369 and encodes 122 amino acids. The transcript has a single exon. The record is from RefSeq and is a predicted model, not a curated record. NCBI's taxonomy places the organism in Eukaryota, Fungi, Ascomycota, Saitoellomycetes, Saitoellales, Saitoellaceae.
AUGGCGCCACUCUUCCCGCGACCCACGUCCACGUCCACCUUUCCCUCGAACUCCUACACAACCUCCCCGAUGACAAGCCCCAUCUCCUCACGACGAGCAAGCCCAAGACAAUCCCGCUGUACCCAUGACUGCAAGGUCUUCUACAUGGCGAUGUCUACAGCAAUGGAGAGGUCGACCGCCGCUUUCCCAACGUUUGGAUCCUACAACUCGCAUCCGAACUCGCACUCUUCGGAUGUGCCAAGCACGUUGAGUCGUUCGAGCAGUUAUGAAGAUGAGGUGGAGUUUGAGAACUUUGAUGAGUUGGCGAAGGAGGGGAUUAGGGUGAAGAAGGUCGGGGCACCGAGUCCUCCCGCACCUAGGCGUGCUUAA